UUCCGGUGUACGAGUCCUAACGUCGUAAUAUUUGUCACACCGAGUCGAUAAUAUCAACAGAGAGAGAAAAAAGGGCGUUUGCUGUGUGUAUGCCAUUAGCUGAUGAAAAUGCGACAAUGCUCAUAGAAAGUCAUUUUUCCAAAUCAACUUUUUUGCCAUUGGAGGAUCAUUUGAAUAGAUCGCAGUUGUUGUUGGGGCGUUUUCACUAUCAUCAUCCCCAAGGUUGGUUGGUUGGUAACCGUCACUCUGCGAUUGCGUCGUCACACGAAAUUGAGUCCAAAACAAAUUUUGAAUGGAAUGCGCCGUCAGUAGUCCAAAGUAGUUGAUAAAAUGACCGCUAGGUGGCCUACGGCUGAUUGGAAUAGCCCAAAGCUUCUCCUCCUCCUCUCAUGUACGGACUCGUCUAACCACGCAGCAGCAGCAGCGUAAAAAGCAGCAGACUCUCUUGUGUCUUGUGUGUUGUUUAAUUCACAUUGUGUUAUUCAUCUGCCAAGUGUAAAUUGACCAUCAGGGUUUUCAUCAAUGCCAUCAGACAGUCGUGGCAGCAGCAGUGGAGGAAGCCAGGUGGGAAGCAAUGGCAAGAUUCAUGGAUACCUCAUCGUUCUUGGGAACAAUGGCAGUUUACCCUCGGGCGACAAGGGUCGCAAGCGUUCCAAAUACGGCGUGAUGCAGCGGCCGAAACCCAACGGAGUCCAGCCAUCCAACCAAUACCGCGUCCAAACACCUCAAACCCAUCCCGCUGUAACGGAUGUGAAUCAGCACACGAUUUUCUACACUUUGCCCCGGCACCAGGCCGUCAUCGUCGAGUACACUUCCGAUCCUACAAAGGACAUGUAUCAGAUUGGCAGAUCUUCAGAGGAACCCAUCGACUUUGUGGUUGCCGAUACUGUGCCGGGGAAUUUAAACAAGUCGUCGGUGAAUCGGACGUCUUCCUGCCCAAGCAAUGGUGGUCAAGUCAUGGCAGUUGGCAGAGUGGCACAGAGCACCAUCAGUCGCUUCGCUUGUCGUCUUCUAGUCGAAAGAGACAGUCUACCUGCCAGAGCUUAUGUCUACGCUGCUGGAUUCGAUUCGUCUCGCAACAUUUUUCUAGGCGAAAAGGCGACCAAAUGGGAGACGGACAAAGGCAUCGAUGGCCUCACGACAAAUGGAGUCUUGCUGCUGCAACCCAAAGGAGAAUUUGAAGGUGGGGCCGCUUUGCCUGGACAAUGGGUCGAAGUCUCGGUCGGAGGAGCCUUGUACCAUUUAAGAGAUUCCAGAUCUGCUCCGCAAAAGAAAUCACAGGUGGAGAAUGAAUUGAAUUUGCUGGUGGAUGGAUCAUUAAUCGAUUUGUGUGGCGCCACUUUGCUGUGGAGGAGUGCCGAAGGCCUUGCCAAAGGACCGACGGCUAGACAUUUGGAAAAGAUGGUUGACGAGUUGAAUGCAGGGAAACCGCAGUGUCCAGUCGGUUUGAACACGCUAGUGUUGCCGAGAAAGUCGACUUUACCACCGCCCGAUCAGACUCCUUACGUUUAUUUGAAAUGUGGGCACGUUCAGGGCCAACAUCACUGGGGGAAAGAAGGAGAAGAUCGAACAUGCCCCAUCUGCCUUAAAGUUGGCCCUGUCUCACAACUCAGCAUGGGUCUCGAACCAGCCUUUUGGGUGGAUCGCGAACCACCCACGUACGCGUUCAAUCCCUGCGGUCAUAUGGCUUCCGAGAAAACAGUCAAAUACUGGGGAGCUAUUCCUAUUCCUCACGGUACUAACGGAUUCAUUGGCAAAUGCCCGUUUUGCGCCACACCGCUGGAGGAUCGAGGCUUCGCAAAAUUAAUAUUCCAGGACCAUUUAGAUAGUUAAUUAAAAUAAUUGAAUGAAUGCCGUUUUGUUUUGUUGCCUUUUUUUUCCACGGUCUGUCUAAUUCUUUUCAUCGAUUGUACAUUAUAAAAUUAAGACGGCCACAAUUUCUUAUAACCUCCCAGCCCGUACUGACUUUUAGAGAGAACGAAAGAGAGAGAGAAUACACAUUACUCUAAUGUAAA
This is a messenger RNA of Daphnia pulicaria, 2015 nucleotides long. RefSeq names its product protein pellino-like. The transcript has 9 exons. Lineage: Eukaryota; Metazoa; Arthropoda; Branchiopoda; Diplostraca; Daphniidae. Gene Ontology annotation, biological process: protein polyubiquitination; regulation of Toll signaling pathway. Gene Ontology annotation, molecular function: protein binding; ubiquitin protein ligase activity. The record is from RefSeq and is a predicted model, not a curated record. Bases 523 to 1833 code for a protein of 436 amino acids.